Lymnaea stagnalis (great pond snail) is the source of this 5290-nucleotide messenger RNA. NCBI's taxonomy places the organism in Eukaryota, Metazoa, Mollusca, Gastropoda, Lymnaeidae. The record is from the annotation of a GenBank genome assembly.
UGGCUCACGUACAGUGCCUCAGAAUACAUGUUCGGAAUACUUGUUCGGAAGCAAUUUUACCAGUAAAUAAUAAAUUAUGUUUUAGUUUUAUUAAUUUUAAAAGGAUUACGUUGAUAAUAUGAAGUAACAACUUAAUUAUAUUUUCUUAUCCCACUGUUCUGAAGCCGAUAAAUAAACUAAUACAAAAUGCCUAAAACAAAAAGCUAUAAUUCAAGUGCAGAUAGCCCAAAAAAGAAGAGAGUAAAACAAAAUCAAGAUUCAAAAGUUGCAGGUUUGUUAUUAAUUUUUUUUAAAAUUAGUACAUGUCAUUAUGCAGCUUUACAGACUACAGACGAGGACAAGAUGGAGCGAAUUCAACGUAACGCGGUGCGUUUUAUCGCUCGAGACUACAAAUCCACCACUCCUGGCUUCGUCACUGGCCUCUUAAAAAGAUUUUACAUCCCCGCCCCCUUAAAGACAGACGAGAGGGACUCCGCCUGAUAUUCUUAUAUAAAGUGAUCAUGGGACUGGUGCUGGCCAUCCCAGCAGGCACGCACCUCACCCCACAGAAGCCGGGUAAACUGAUCAGAGCAAAACGCUCACUGAACACUGACUUCACCACUGACAUUCCCAUAAAUAAUUACACCCGAAACAAUAGCAAAUGCUUUAAAGUGCCUCAGUGCAACACAGUGCAGUAUCAACAAUCUUUCUUCCCAUGCACUAUAAUAGCAUGGAACCACCUGGACAAUGCCACUGUGAACUCGACAUCGGUCGAAAGCUUCAAGGCUGCCGUGGAAUCAGCUAGGAGCUGUUAGAAUAGCAACAUCAUACCCCAACCGUUGCAAAGAUGCCAUUACAUGGAUGCAGCAACGAAACACUACCAGAACCAGAGCAAUAACACACAGUUGAUACAGCUGAUGUUUAUCUCUAGAAAUAGCUAUAAAUUUGAUACAUUAUUUAAAAAUCAAUUUGUAUAUUCUUCAUAGCAUAAGUCUUGUCUAGGGCUCAUGGAACCUUUUAAAUGCUUUUUUUUCUUGUAAUGUUACUGUUACAGAUGGAUCAAAGAAGAUUAAAACUGCAAAUUAUCCCAAAAUGUCUGUGAAUGAUAGUGGCAUACCCUGCUUGUCAAUGUUACCAAUGCAAAAUGACUGGAAAGAGGUUCUUGCACCUGAGUUUGAAAAAGAUUAUUUUGUUCAGAUUGAGCGGCUUCUUGGUGAUGAGAUUGCAUCUGGAGCAACUGUUUAUCCACAAAGACAUCUAAUUUUCAAUGCUUUUGAUAAAACAUCUUUAAACAAUGUGAGAAUAAGAAAUAGUAUAGACCUUUUAUUCUUAGCUUAGACUUAGACAUAUUUAAAAGUUAUUUAGUUCUUUAACAUAAUCUUGUAGUGGCAGCAUGAUUUUAAAUACAUUUUAAAAAUUUCAUAUACCGGUACCGGUAGUUGUUAAAUGUAAAGAAAAAUGAAUUAUUAAAUUAUUAGUAAUAUAAGUCACAGAUUAUCACAUCAUUGCCUAUUUUGGGAAAGUUAUUUCCCUUAUUAAUUUGUAAUCAGUAAACAUGUUAUUGCAUUUAAACUAGAAUCAUUGCCUAUUAAUUAUUAUUAAUUUUUGUAGGUCAAAAUUGUUUUGCUUGGGCAGGACCCUUAUCAUGGUGAUGGGCAGGUAAACAGUAUUGUCAUUAGUAGUCAGCAAUGUGCUACUAUUUAAAUUUAAGCAACUUAUGUUACAGUAAAUGUCAGAUGGAAUAAUUUUUAUCAGUAAAUUUUUUACAUUGUAUUUAUAUUAUAUUCUCAAUACCGGGUACCUGUUCCUUAGAUAAGUCAGUUAUAAAUUAAAAAUACUUCCUUUUUUUAAUGCUAUACAUUUUCAUGUUCUGUAGAUACUAGAGUGGUGCAGGCCACAGUGGGUGAUACCAGUGGCAUAUCUAUAGUUGGUGUGUCAUCCAGUAAGGUAAACUCAUGGAGUCACUGGCUCCAGAUUUUCCCAGGUCUGCCUGCUCCGGUGAAACGCUGCCCUUGUGAAAAAUUGCUCUUGUAUUUAACAACAAUGGGUUAUGAAACUGAUUCAAGCGAAGUCUGUUAAAUUUUAUGUUUCCAUUUUGGUGUCACCCCUUCUGACAUCAUCACCCAAUGUUAUCUGCACUCAUCGCUAACCCAAGGGAUGCAAAUUUUACACACCUCACCAAUGUGGGUUUCGUAUCACAGUUAAAUACAAGUCACAGGUGCCCCAGUGGAUCUUAAGCAGAUCUGCAUUUGAUUCAAAUUUGCUGCUUAGAGCAAAAUUUUUAUUAUUUAGCAAAUGCUGCCAUUAUAAUACUUAGAAUUACAUGGUUUCAGGAAAGCCCAGAUGUUGUUAACAUUGUAGAUAGUGUUUUUUUAAUUUAAAAUUAUUUAUUGUGAGCUUGUUAUCAGUAAGUAUUUUAAAUUAAAAGUAAAAAGUCUAGACAAGGAUUUAAAGAAAAAGAAUCCCCAAAUGCUUCAGCUUGCUACAUACUAUUACUAAUAUAUAAAAAUCAUGGUUGUGUUGCAAUAAAAAAUUAUAUAAAUAAAACGAAGCUGAAUGAAGUCUCUCUCAUACAUUUUUUAUUGCUAUAUAUAAUUUUAUGACUUUUUAACUUUUUAUGAAGCAGUGUUUCUUCGGUGAAUUAUGAGCUGGAUAUCAGCUGUCAGUGUUGGGGAUACAAUUGGAUUUUUUUUCCUAAACAAGACAGGUGUUGUUAAUAAUAUAAGCAUCCCAAUGCUUUACUCCAAAAUUUACAAAUAUACAAGUUCAUAUGUUCAAGGAAAUUCUAAAAGGCCACUUGAGGGUGCAUAAAUUAAAGACAUUGUGCAUGCUUUGUUAAGUCAACAGACCAAAUUUUAGCCAGGGUUCAUCAAAAGAUGCUGGCCAUUGUGUACUGUAAAACUGAUAAAGCUGAUUUUUCUGAUUCUAGCUAGAUCCAUGCCUUCUUUGCAAGAGCAAAUAGUGUAGGAAAUUGAUUCAGAAAAACACUAGUGAAAAUGUGGAAAUGAAGUUGAUGUAAAAAAAGUAAAAGUGGCCAGAGCUCUGAUACUAUUUAAGAUUGAAACCAUGAGUUUAUCGCAUUUGGUGACACCAACCCUAGGGUUCAACUAAGAAGACAUACACUUUUUUAAAAACUAAAUGUUCUAAUUCUCUAUCAUUAUUUUCCCUUAGGCAAUGGGACUAUCAUUUUCAGUACCAAAGGGAGUGCCAGUCCCACCUUCAUUAAAAAACAUAUACAAGGAGAUGUCAUGCGAUAUUCAAAAUUUCAAAGAUCCAGGACAUGGAUGCUUGGAAAAAUGGGCCAGUAAUGGAGUUCUAUUGCUAAAUGCAACAUUGACAGUACGGUAUGUUUUAAUUUGAGUUUUUGGAAUAAAUCCUCUUAUUUUAUAAGAUAAUUAGAAAACUUUGUAGAUUUAAGAUGCUGUACCAAUAUCCAAAGUAAAGUCAACAUAUUAUGAUGAUAUAUGGUCCAUGGGGAAUGAACAAUAAACCAGAAAAGUGCUUGUGGAGGAACAGGUGGGUAACAACUAUUAUUAUUUCUGUACACAUUUGAUGGCAUCUUAUUGAUAUUACAUAUUACAACUUCCUGAAGUCAAAGUCCUGAAAUGGUACAUCAGAUAACCAAUAUCAUGACAAAAAACCCUUGGCAAAAAAGAGAGGCUAAAAAAAUAACAUGAAUUUUAAAAAAAAAUCAAAUUUAUCAUAAGACUUAAGCAAAGAUUCCUGAUUGACAGCAACAUUUAAAAAAUAUAUGUUUUGAAUAUGAAUCAAGUAAAACCAUGUAGCCUAUUAAUUGGUUUACAGGGAAAAAAAUUGGAAAAUUAAAAAAACUAGUAAAAAAAUACAGGUGAAUUGUAUUAAAUAUACUUUAUAAUAUUUAUAAAACACUAAAUGUUUCCAUGUGAAUUUGAAAAUUAAUUUUUGACUGCUGAUGUCUGCACAACUUGUGAAAUUAUAAAUGUCUUUAAAAGAGGACACAAAUAAAACUAAAACUGCACUCCUAAACAAUGUUUUUAAAUUUGAUAAAUUAAAAAUUUAUUGUAUUUUUUUCCCUUCAUUUAUAUUUAUCUCCAGAGCGCAUGAACCUAAUUCACAUAAAAAAUUUGGAUGGGAAAAAUUCACAGAUAGUGUGAUUAAGGUAAUAUCUGAAAAAUGUUCUGGCGUUGUCUUUCUACUGUGGGGAGGAUAUGCACACAAGAAGGAAAAGCUUGUUGAUAUUUCAAAGCAUGUUGUGUUAAAAGAUUCUCACCCAUCACCCCUUAGUUUUGGGAAGUUUAAAGGUUGUAAAUGCUUCUCAAGAGCCAAUGCUGCUUUGAAAAAAUUGGGGGAAGAUGAAAUGGAUUGGAGACUAUAAGUUAGGACUGAAAUUUAAAAAAUAAAAGACAAUAAAAAUUAGAUUGCAUGUCUUGAAAGAUGCACCUGAGCUGAAUUGGGAAUUUGCAAAAAUACAAUGGAUUUACAAUUCUAACCUGACGGAACCUAACUGCUUUAGACAUGAAAACUAGUAAUAAUAUUUAUUGAGAUAUUGUGAAUUUUCUUAUUUGACUUGUGAUAUCUUUCCAUAAUAAAAUACAUGAUUGAAUCAUUACUCAAUGAAAUUAAUGAAAUCAAGUCUUUUUUUAUUUUUUGGCAGAUGUAAAAAUGUAAGUUACUGGUAUGCAAAAAAAAAAAAUCAUCCAGUAUUGGCAAACAACGGAAAACUCAUUGCCCCAGAUUAGAAUGGAUUUUUUUAUUUAAAAAAAAGGUUUACAAUUUUAAAGUACGUGUUAUAUAGGAAUUAAUUGUAAUUUCGCUCAUCUAUUUUAAUACCAGUAGCACAUCGCUUGAAGCCAUGUGGUUUGAUGCCAUGUACAUAAUAAUUCAUCAGCACUUUCAUCAUAUUUCAUGCAUCCAAAACCUCAUACCUAAAAAUCAAUUAAGUGUCUCAUGUAUACACACCCUCUCUACCCAUAACUUUAUACACACCCUCUCUACCCAUAACUUGAAACACUCACCCCAUGACCAUUUAAUUGCACCUUGAUGCAAGCUGUCUGUUUUCUGUCACAACUGGUUUACUCCAUACAGGAUAAACCAAAUCCACAAUUUUACGUAGCUGCCAUGUCUUUUUCCUAUUUGGUUUUUUACAUUUUACUUCAAAUCAUUUCCUUUCCAUUCUUCUUAAUUUUUUUCGGUCUGGUUUUUGUGCCCACUCAUAUUUUUUUCUCUCCUUUUUUAGGUAGGGUAUAACGUAUGUAUAUUUAUAAUAUUAUGAAUACCGGGUAUUUAAUUUGUAGCCUACUUAUUUAAAUGUUUUGUUGUUAUACUGAUGAAG